This is a messenger RNA of Plectropomus leopardus (leopard coralgrouper), 1752 nucleotides long. RefSeq names its product tropomyosin 1 (alpha) (gene tpm1). NCBI's taxonomy places the organism in Eukaryota, Metazoa, Chordata, Actinopteri, Perciformes, Serranidae. The record is from RefSeq and is a predicted model, not a curated record.
GCAGAGCCUGCACUCCAGCUAAGUGUUCAGUUAGGCACAGACGCCCUAGCCGCACUCCCACUCUCUCCUUGCUUUUCAUUUGGACGUUUUGUGGUGCCGAACAGCAAUAAGCAGCCAUGGAUGCCAUCAAGAAGAAGAUGCAGAUGCUCAAGCUCGACAAGGAGAAUGCCUUGGACAGAGCUGAGCAGGCUGAGGGAGACAAGAAGGCAGCAGAGGACAGAAGCAAACAGUUAGAGGACGAUAUAAGAGAGUUGGAAAAGAAAUUGCGCGUUACUGAAGACGAGAGAGAUAAAGUGUUUGAAGAGUUCCAAACUGCUGAGGAAAAGCUGCUGACCGCUGAGGAGGUCGCCACCAAGGCUGAGGGAGAUGUCGCUUCCCUUAACAGACGUAUCCAGCUGGUUGAGGAGGAGUUGGAUCGUGCUCAGGAGCGUCUGGCAACUGCCCUGACCAAGCUGGAGGAGGCUGAGAAGGCUGCUGAUGAGAGCGAGAGAGGCAUGAAGGUCAUUGAGAACAGGGCCAUGAAGGACGAGGAGAAGAUGGAGCUGCAGGAGAUCCAGCUCAAAGAGGCCAAGCACAUCGCUGAGGAGGCUGACCGCAAAUAUGAGGAGGUCGCCCGUAAGCUGGUCAUCAUUGAGGGUGACCUGGAGCGUACAGAGGAGCGCGCUGAGCUGUCAGAAAGCAAAUGCUCUGAGCUUGAGGAAGAGUUGAAAACUGUGACCAACAACCUGAAGUCACUGGAGGCCCAGGCUGAGAAGUACUCACAGAAGGAGGACAAAUACGAGGAGGAGAUCAAGGUCCUCACCGACAAGCUGAAGGAGGCUGAGACUCGUGCUGAGUUCGCUGAGAGAUCAGUAGCCAAGCUUGAGAAGACCAUUGAUGACUUGGAAGAGAAACUGUCACAAGCUAAAGAAGAGAACCUCGAUAUGCACCAGAUGCUGGACCAGACUCUAAUGGAACUGAAUAAUUUGUGAAAGCACGGUCUGACCCCACACGCACUGUGGUUUUCGGCUUUUUUUGUACUUGCACCUUGCUUACCAUAAACCCCUCCUCGCGUACCUUGCCCGUGGUGGAGAUGAAACAGCCAGAUGCUACUCCUAUUGCACCGUCCUGCCUUCAGUGGAACUCGACCAAGGAGCACAGCUAAGGGGAAGCAAAGCUUUAACCAUUCCCUUUGAUGAAGCCUAAACCGAGAAACGAGAUUGCUUUCGCAAGCAAGUUUUUAUUCUUUUAAUGGUGUCUGCCUUUUGCAAUCCUUGAGAGAGUUCUUUUUUUUUUUUUUUUUUUUGACAAGUCAUCUGGUGAAAUGACGUGCAAGAUUAUUUGCUACGUCUGCAUUGAAGCUGAUCUGGUACGUUCCAUUCCACCUUGAUAAUGCACAAACCAAAGGACAAAGUGGAUAAAUUUUGCACCAAGUUAAACCUCAGCGUUAUGCACAUUUUCAAUUCUGUAAGACAAACUAUAAUUAAAAAAGAUACAUUCCCUCCUCCCAGAAACUUUCCUCACAAGUGUAAGUAUACAUUGGCCCUGUAUACUGGUGCUACUCUAUUCUUUAAGCAAUGACCGGAAAUGCUAAUGCAUUAUAGUAUAUUCUUAUUCUCUUAUGGUUCAAAAUUUUUUCAUCUUGUCUAUAAAGUAUGGUUUCAGUCAUCUGGUUGUGCAUUUUUAGCAUUGUAUUAAUGUAGAUGUCUCAAGUGUUUAUCAUAUCUGAAAUGUACAGAUUAUGAAAAUAAAUAAAAGCACGUUUUGAAAGUU